GCUCAUAUUUGGCUCAUAUUUGUUGCUUUUGGUGUAUCAGACAGAGUCAAAAAUGGGGCUUUAGCUCUCAACUGUUCUCUGCAGGGUACAGCGCGUAUACCUGCAUUCUCAAUGGAAGGGGAGUUCAUUAUUGGCGGCGUUUUUUCCUUUCGUUACAAGGAGCUCACAAAGAUUCACAGCUAUGGCACUGUGCCUGAGCCGCCCACCUGCACAGGGAGUAUCAACAGUCGUGAACUGCGCUUCGGUCGUGCAAUGAUCUUUGCAAUUGAGGAGAUAAACAACAGCACAGAGCUGCUGCCUGGGAUUAAACUCGGGUAUAAGAUCUACGAUUCAUGCGCCUCUGUGACUGUGGCCACUCAUGUGGCAUUUCAGCUGUCAAACGGGGAGGACCCCAUGAUCCAGACAGGACAUAAUUGUUCUAAUGUAGGCGUGGUAACGGGUGUUAUUGGUGAAUCCGGAUCCACUCCAUCUAUUGGCAUGUCAUGCAUCUUUGGUCCCUUCAAUAUUCCUCUGGUGAGCCACUUUGCUACCUGUGCAUGUCUGUCAAAUAAGCAGCAGUUUCCGACUUUCUUCAGAACGAUUCCCAGUGACCAUUACCAAGCUGAUGCGUUGGCCAAACUGGUGAAACACUUUGGCUGGACUUGGAUCGGAACAAUCCAUUCUGACUCAGAUUAUGGAAGAAAUGGCAUGGCCUCUUUUCUUGAAGCAGCACACAGAGAAGGGAUCUGUGUGGAGUACACUGAAGCUUUCUAUCGGACUGACCCAAAGAGCAAGAUCCAAACAGUCGCUGAUGUUAUCCGCAGGUCGACAGCAAUCGCUAUAGUGGCAUUUAUAGCUGAUGGUGAUAUAAAAUUUCUAUUAGAGGAGCUAAACCAACAACCUUCUUCGCCUCGUCAGUGGAUUGGAAGUGAGGGCUGGAUAACAGACCUUCAGAUGAUGAGAUUCAGUUUCUGUGCAGGAGCCAUUGGAGUUGCUAUUCAGCAAUCUGUCAUCCCAGGACUUGGAGACUUCCUGCUGGGUCUCUCUCCCUCUGAAGUAGCCGCCUCCUCCGUCCUCACAGACUUCUGGGAGGAAGCAUUCAACUGCAGCUUGACGAAAAUUCUUUCUACAAAAAAUAAACCAUGUGAUGGAACUGAAGACUUAAUGACACUCAAGAUCCCGUAUACUGAAACGUCUAAAUUCAGAAUUACCAACAUGGUGUACAAGGCUGUUUAUGCCAUAGCACACGCUAUUCACAAUGCAGUGUGUCAGGAAACUAAUUUCACUAAUACCUGUAAGAAACAAAAAGGGUUGGACUUAAAUCAGGUUUUUACUGAGCUAAAGAGAGCGAAUUUUACCCAGAAUGGUUACCAUGUGUCUUUUGAUGCUAAUGGAGACCCGGUGGCUUCAUAUGAUGUUGUAAACUGGCAGAAAAGUGAGAGUGGAGAUAUUGAACUGGUAACAGUGGGAUACUAUGAUGCUUCAUUGCCCAAAGGCCAGGAGUUUCACAUUUACAAGAAUCUAACCUGGUUGGAUGGAAACACGAAAGUUCCAGUGUCAGUUUGCUCAGAGAGUUGUCCUCCAGGAACUCGUAAAGUGUUGCAGAAAGGAAAACCAAUCUGCUGUUAUGACUGUAUACCAUGUCCUGAAGGAGAGAUCAGUAAUAUGACAGAUUCUCCUGAUUGCUUCCCAUGUCCCAGAGAGUUCUGGCCAAAUGCAGAGAGAGAUGCUUGUUUCCCAAAACCUGUGGAGUUUCUUUCCUUCGAUGAAGUCCUGUCAAUAAUCUUGGCUGUAUUCUCUGUUAGUGGAGCCUUUCUCGCUGUCAUUACAGGAAUGCUUUUCUACCAUCACAGAACAACUCCAAUUGUCAGAGCCAACAACUCUGAGCUGAGCUUCCUGCUGCUCUUCUCUCUGACUCUGUGUUUCUUAUGUUCAUUAACUUUCAUUGGAGCCCCCUCUGAGUGGUCCUGCAUGCUGCGGCACACAGCGUUUGGCAUCACAUUUGUUCUCUGUAUCUCCUGUGUUCUUGGGAAAACUAUAGUGGUUCUAAUGGCCUUUAAAGCUACACUUCCUGGUAGUAAUACAAUGAAAUGGUUUGGACCUGUACAACAAAGAAUGACUGUAAUGUCUGUAACUUUAAUUCAAGUUUUAAUAUGUAUCAUUUGGUUGGUUGUGAGUCCUCCCUUCCCAGUGAAAAAUCUGACCACCUACAAGGAGAAGAUCAUCCUGGAAUGUGCGUUAGGCUCUGCUGUUGGUUUCUGGGCUGUGCUCGGCUACAUCGGCCUGCUGGCUGUGUUUUGCUUUGUGUUAGCUGUUCUAGCUCGGAAACUACCUGAUAAUUUCAACGAAGCCAAGAUGAUAACCUUCAGCAUGUUGAUAUUCUGUGCAGUCUGGAUCACCUUCAUCCCAGCUUAUGUCAGCUCUCCUGGAAAAUUUACUGUGGCUGUGGAGAUAUUUGCUAUUCUGGCCUCCAGUUUUGGACUCAUACUGUGUAUAUUUGCUCCAAAGUGUUUCAUUAUUUUGUUUCAGCCAGAGAAGAACACUAGGAAAUAUUUAAUGAACAAAAACCCAAUGUAA
This is a messenger RNA of Xiphophorus maculatus (southern platyfish), 2556 nucleotides long. RefSeq names its product extracellular calcium-sensing receptor-like. The record is from RefSeq and is a predicted model, not a curated record. The transcript is spliced from 8 exons. Bases 112 to 2556 code for a protein of 814 amino acids. Gene Ontology annotation, molecular function: G protein-coupled receptor activity. Gene Ontology annotation, cellular component: membrane. Lineage: Eukaryota; Metazoa; Chordata; Actinopteri; Cyprinodontiformes; Poeciliidae. Gene Ontology annotation, biological process: G protein-coupled receptor signaling pathway.